AUGGCUCUUACAGAUGAGGAAUGGAAAAUCGCCAUUGAAAAAAAGAUUUCCCAACUCAAGAACACUGAUAACAAUGGUACAGUAGCAGCACACACUGGUGGUAACCAGACCAAGUUCAUAACCAUUACACACCCAUCGGAUCCUUUAUUCCCUUCGACUAUUGAUCAUACUCUAUUGAAACCAGAUGCUACUUCAGCGCAAAUUGAUGUUUUGUGCUAUGAGGCGAUAAGGUAUGGGUUCAAGUCAUGCUGCAUGAAUGGAGUCCACGUUAAACAAGUUGCUGAACAAUUACGCGGAUCCAAAUCUAUUCCAUGUGCAGUGAUUGGGUUUCCUCUCGGGGCAAGUACGACGGCUGUAAAAGUGUUCGAAGCCCAAGACGCCAUCUUCAAUGGCGCACGUGAAAUGGACAUGGUGAUAAACAUUGGCACACUUAAAUACCAAUUUUACACCACUGUUUUUGAUGAUAUUCAUGCUGUUGCUGAAGCAUGCCACUCAUCCCUCACCCGACCGAGUGAAGAAGCUAUGAGAAAAGUCAACCUGGAAGUCAUCCUUGAAGCUAUAUUUCUCUCCGACUCCGAAAAAAUUGCUGGAGUGUUCAUUGCUGCUGAAGCCGGUGCAGAUUUUGUCAAGACGUGUACUGGGUUUGGUGGGGGAGGAGCGACAAUGGAGGAUGUGGGGCUUUUGUAUUGGUCUGUGGAAUAUACUUCUGGGAGGAAUGAUGGGAAGGGUGAUAAAGUUAAAGUGAAAGUGAGUGCAGGAAUUCGAUUGUUCGAGAAAUGUGUGGAGAGGGUUGGGACAUAUGUGGUUCCCCCCUUGUGUUUCUUUCUUAUCCAAGAAUCCUGUGUCAAUGUAUAUUAUACAGGUCCUCUGGAGUUGCAAUCAUGCAGAACAUGA
Molecule: messenger RNA, 894 nt
Organism: Lentinula edodes (shiitake mushroom)
Lineage: Eukaryota; Fungi; Basidiomycota; Agaricomycetes; Agaricales; Omphalotaceae
Exons: 4
Coding region: 1-894 (297 amino acids)
Biological process (GO): carbohydrate catabolic process; deoxyribonucleotide catabolic process
Cellular component (GO): cytoplasm
Molecular function (GO): deoxyribose-phosphate aldolase activity
Source: RefSeq, a predicted model, not a curated record